UCGGCUUCGGCUUCAGCUUCAGCUAUGCCGAAGCGUGGCAGAGGGAGGAGCAAGAGACCAGACUCGGUAGGAUCGGGCUCCGAUUCGGCCGAGUCCAAGCGCUCGAGGAGCGUGGUUUCUUCUUCUUCGGAAGAAAGCGACGGCACCAUGAGCGUGAACAGUACGGAAUCACGUUCGUCCACCAGCGUGCAGGAGGAAAACCUGGCACAGUUUGUCACCGUCAACCGGCGACAACGGAAGGCAGCCUCGACUACGAAGCCUUCCAAGACACCAGCUACGCCCGCCGUUCCUGCAGGGCGUACAUUGGCUCCGGCUCCCGUAUCGGCGGUGAAAAUGCCUCCGAUCACCGUGAAGUCGUUGCCAGUUGCUGUCCUGCGUCCGGAACUGCAGGCGCGAGGCAUCACAUCAGAAUUCCGUAUCUCCGACGUAGGCACGUCGAUUACGGUCCGAUCUCCUGCUGAACAGCAGGAGGUCCUUAACUACCUGCAGCAGCGGAAUGCAGAAUAUUUUUCGCAUGACGCUAAAAACAUGCGUCCCUUCAAGGCGGUGCUUCGUGGGCUUUCGGAAACGGACCUCGCGGAGAUCGUCAGUGAGCUGAAGGAGUCUUACCAGCUCGACGUUUUGGAAGCGUUCGAGAUCAAGCGCCGCGCAGGGGGCAUACAAACCAGGUUGUAUCUGGUUCAUUUCAAGCGAGGAACGUGCUCGCUUAAAAAGCUGGAAGCAGUACGGUCAAUUCAGCAAGUCAUCGUGCGAUGGGUGCCGUACCGCGGAGGGAAGAAAGGCCCGACGCAAUGCCAUCGAUGCCAAGCUUUUGGGCAUGCACCGAAGUACAACCUAGCGAAGCGACUACAGGACAUCAGGAACGCUCCAGACACUCCAGCUAAAACUCCAACCACAACUCCAGCCACAACUUCCGCGGAAGACUUGUUCAGCCCGGAAGAACUCUUCGCUAUAUUUAGCAGAAUGCUCCCGAAGAUCCGCCUUUGCCGCAACAAGGGAGAACAGCUCGCCGUUAUCGCAGAACUGCUGAUGCUCCUUCAUUGACCAGGCACUGCGAGUCAUCACAUGGAAUGCUCAGUCCGUCCGGGCUAAGCAAAUUCCACUCGGCGACUUCCUUGUCUGGCACAACAUUGACGCAGCGCUAAUAGUGGAAACUCAUCUCAAACCUGAGAUCAGUUUCUUCUUAGGCAACUUCACCAUCCAUCGUCUGGAUCGCACCACCUCUCGAGGCGGCGGCGUUGCCAUCGCGAUCCGACGUGGAAUCCGGCACACACUACUCCCGCACUACAACACCACCACCAUAGAAGCAAUAGGCGUCCAGCUCCAUACCGACACCGGUCCACUGCAGCUUACGGCAGUCUACUGUCCGCGGCAGUGCACCCUGUCGCGAAGAGCUACGUUCCGACAAGAGCUACACAUCAUCACCAGCAAUCCGGCCCGUUCACUCAUUGGGGGUGAUCUCAACGCCAAGCACCAGUUGUGGGGCAACGUACGGAGCAACACGAACGGAAUCACCCUGGCGGACCUGUCGCAGCAUGGGAAUUUCGUCGUGCAGUUCCCCGAUGAUCCAACACACAUCCCCAACCGAGGUAUCCAAUCAGUAAUAGAUAUUUUUCUUUCUAAUUUCAUUUGCAGCAAACCCCGCACUAUCGAUGAGCUGAACUCAGAUCACUUCCCGGUCUUAACGGAACUGAAUCUGAAUGCAACCAGACAUCCACCAGUACUGGGAAAGGACUAUUGCAACACCGACUGGGCUCGCUUUGGGAGAACUGUGGACCAGCUUAUCGGCAACAACGAUGUGGAAGCUGCGAUAACUGAUAUUGACGCAGCAAUCGCCCGGUUCGAGGGUGCCGUCAAAGCAGCUGAAGCGGAGUGCGUCCCGGAGAGGAGUGUUCGUGGUGUGGUUCUCGUUCUCGAUGACCACACGCGGUCACUCAUCGCCAGACGUAAUCUGCUGAGGCGGCAACAUCAGCGGACUGGAGACUUGUUGCUGAAACGCCAGGCCGCGCAGCUUUCGCGUAUCAUCCAUGAGCGAGUAUUGACGAUCCGCAACAACAGAUUCGAGCGUAUGGUUCAAAGGCUACCUCCCCAUGCACUCAGCUUCUGGAAAACUGCAAAAGUCCUUCGCACCAAACCCAGACCAGUUCCACCACUCACCAUAGCCACGAACCAGACGGCACACACACCAGCAGAAAAGUCCGAUGCACUUGCCCUCCAGUUUGCCAGUGCUCAUCAGAUCGGUCUGUCGAUGCCCAGUCCACAUGAGUCAUCUGUGGCUGCGACGAUUGACCGACUCGAUGAGGACGACCUACCCUUUCCACCCAAAGACCAAACCACCAUAGCAGAAGUGAAGGCUGCAGUCAAAAGAAUGAGGAACAUGAAGGCGCCCGGCUUCGACGGCAUAUUCAA
This is a messenger RNA of Anopheles maculipalpis, 2409 nucleotides long. RefSeq lists its product as uncharacterized. The record is from RefSeq and is a predicted model, not a curated record. NCBI's taxonomy places the organism in Eukaryota, Metazoa, Arthropoda, Insecta, Diptera, Culicidae. The transcript has 2 exons. The coding region runs from base 25 to 1044 and encodes 339 amino acids.